Scheffersomyces coipomensis is the source of this 736-nucleotide messenger RNA. RefSeq lists its product as uncharacterized. The record is from RefSeq and is a predicted model, not a curated record. The transcript has a single exon. Lineage: Eukaryota; Fungi; Ascomycota; Pichiomycetes; Serinales; Debaryomycetaceae. Bases 145 to 669 code for a protein of 174 amino acids.
GUUUACAUGCAGGAAACCACAAACCAUAAAGCAAGAUAGCAACUCAAGCCUUAUUUAUUGAUCAUUAUCGUAUUUAAUGAUUUAAAUUUCUGUUCAAACCACUUUUCAUCUUCUAGUCCAAGAGAAUAAAUAUCUAUUAACGAAAUGAAUGAUAGAAUUGAAGUAAUAAGUCAACCCGAGAACGAUGGUGAUAAUAGUGAUCAUAAUCCAGAAGGAACUCUUGAAAAGUUGAAGCAUUUAGUCGAAGAACAUCCAAAACAAGAUGAAGUUGGUGACGAUUAUGACAGAAAUAGAGAUAAAAAGGAUGGAUCUAAUAACCAAGAUGUUCAUUCACAAUCUUCGAUAAAAUCAGAUGAACCUUAUCAUACAAAAGAUGGCCAACAAUUACAGUACGAUGAAGAUGGGUUCCUUAUACCCCCAGGAAAGAUUCCUCUUGAUGGGAACUUUUCUACAGCAGAAAUAAAGGAAUUGAUUCAAAUUAGUCAAGAUAAUGGUCUCCUAAGCGAUGGUGUUGAUGUCCAGGUUGUUGACCACGACUCUCAUUUUGGUGACCGUGUAGUAAUAAAGGAUGUUGAUGAUAGCGUAGAAGAUGUUGAUGAUACCAACGAAAACGAAGAUAGCGAUGAAUACGAUAAGAACAAAGACCACCGUGAACGCCACACUAAAUAAUGCAAGUUCAAGAUGGGAGGUAGCCAUUGAAAGUAUGUGUAUGUAGAUACUAAAUAUACAAUGUUUA